This is a messenger RNA of Haplochromis burtoni (Burton's mouthbrooder), 1764 nucleotides long. RefSeq names its product epithelial membrane protein 2. Lineage: Eukaryota; Metazoa; Chordata; Actinopteri; Cichliformes; Cichlidae. The transcript has 5 exons. Gene Ontology annotation, cellular component: plasma membrane. The record is from RefSeq and is a predicted model, not a curated record. The coding region runs from base 167 to 661 and encodes 164 amino acids.
AAGAGGCUUGUCCUGGGUGUGGACUUAAAAAGAGGGCAGGGUAAAAUAGUGGGCAGAUUGAGUAGAACUUGUGUUUGUACAUUUGGACACAGUCUGAAGUCGGUGUCUUUGAGAGCAGGAGGAAUUAGACUUGAAGAGACAAACAGCCACCUAACACACAGUCAUCAUGCUGAUUCUCCUCGCCGCCAUCUUUGUUCUCCACAUCGCCUGCAUCAUCAUCCUCCUGACGGCCACCAUUGACAAUGCCUGGUGGGUCAUCUCAGCCGGAAACUUGCCCACUGAUAUAUGGGCCCGCUGGGUUUUCGUGAAUAACUCAUGGCAUUCUGUCGAUCUUCCAACACACUACCCAGAGAGUUACCUCCAAGCAGUGCAGGCCAGCUCGGUGCUAGCUUGUAUAUUCUCCAUCAUUGGAAUCUUCGUGUUUGUGGCUCAGCUCUUCACCCUCCCCAAAGGACAGAGGUUCCUCGUCUCUGGUGUCUUUCAGUUCCUUGCCUGCCUGUGCAUCAUGAUCGCAGCCUCCAUCUACACAGACCGCUUCCAUACUAAUGAACAAAAUCUGGGUAGUUACGGCCAUUGCUUCAUUUUGGCGUGGAUCGCCUUCGCUCUCACAUUCCUCUCCUCCAUCAUUUACUUCGUGCUACGCAAGAAGACUGCUGAGUAGCUCCAGAAUUCAAACCUGGAACCCUUAACUGAAUCUGCUCUUCCAGCUAAAAUCUGGCUUUAAUUACAGUGUGUGGUCUGUGUUUACAUGUAUCUGUUUUGGACAUCAGAUUUGAGCUGCUAGUGUAUUUUCAGCUAUAGAUAUAGUAGAUCUGCUGAUCCUCCUCAAAUACAUACUGGUGUUUAACUGAGCCUGCUUUCAGAUAAUCGGAGUUUCGGGCUUAUUUCUGCAGGCUCAGUCGAUCACAGCUGUAUUUGAGUGUAUUUCCAGCCCAGAGUGGGGCUGGAUUUAUUGAGGGCAUCUAAUGAUAAACAAUCCUUUAUUUUUUUUAAUUACAUAAAAAAAGGCCUUAAUGUUUAUAAGAUGCUAUCAUAGACUAAGACCUAUUAAUAUCCCUCUAUUAUAAUAAAAAAAACAGUUUGUAAUGUACAUUUAUAAUAUGGAAAUGGGUGAGUUUUAUUGUUUAGAUUUUUUGUUGUUGUUAGUUUAUUGAUUUUUAAUUUUUAAUUUGCCCUUGUAUUACUUCAUACAGUGUGCCACUGAAUAAACAGAGUGAAAACAUAAUGCAAUCAACCCGUAGCUAAUCUGUUUGAAGUCUUACAUAAUAUAUAAAAAUAUAAUAAGACUAUACAAAGAUAUACGGUGGAAAGCCGAUAUUAUGAUGCUGCUGAGGUUGUGCUGUAAUUGUUUGUAAUUGGGAAGACACCAAAUCAAACCCUGGAGAUACAGUUUAAUACUAAAUGUAAAGGCAAAAUGAAUUUACUUUGUUUCAGCGUGAAACACAUAAAAGCCUUUUGGUUACGUUCUCAUGGAGUGUUUGAAAGUUGCCAUUUUACAUAACUCAAAGACUCAGCUGUCUUUUCUGGUUGUAAAUGUAAUCACAUUAGUUUCUAAAAGCAUAGAUUCGAUCACCCAGAUUAAACCUGCUUCCACACUGAAAGGCAACUGGCUUCACUCUUGGUGUAUGAGAUGUAGUGUGUAAAUAUAAUUUGUUUCCCAUGAUGCUCUGUAUGCUCUUGUUUAUUUUUGCUACCUUUGUACGUCAUGAUGAAUGACACUGACAGUGAUUUUUACUAUAUUAAAACGUGAUUUUCAAUCAGUUA